AUGUUGAACCUACUACGCCCUCUACUGGUCGUCUGGAUGUACCUCCUCGUCUCCAGCCACGCCGCCCCAAGAUACAACAACGGCUUUUUCUACCACGACAUCAUGAACGGCGAUGGCAACGGAGAGAUCUAUUUCAACGGGGUGCGUCUCCACGUGGAGUCCCCCGAGCCCUCGGUGUCGGCGGCCAGGGGUAGUAAUGUUACCCUGCCCUGUCACUACCGCUACGAACCCGAGAUCAAUGGCCCCCGUCGGACCCGGGUCAAAUGGUCUUGGCUGCCCACCAACGGCGCCAGCACGACCACCCAUGAGACCGACGUGAUGGUCGCCAUGGGCAACCGUCACCGUAGCUACGGCAGCUUCCAGGGGAGGGUGCGCCUGCGUCGGGCUGCUCCAGGGGACAUGUCGCUGGUGAUCAAGGAGCUGCACCUGAACGACACGGGCCGCUACCGCUGUGAGGUCAUCGACGGGCUGGAGGACGAAAGUGUGACGGUGGAGCUGGAGCUGCGAGGAGUGGUAUUUCCCUACCACUCCCAGAAGGGCCGCUACCAUUUCAACUUCCUGGGGGCCCAGCGUGCGUGUGAGGAGCAGGAUUCGACCCUGGCCACCUUCGACCAGCUCUUUGCCGCCUGGGAGGAGGGGCUCGACUGGUGCAACGCCGGCUGGUUGGCUGAUGGGACGGCUCAGUACCCAAUCACCACACCGCGGGAGCCCUGUGGGGGCGUGGACUUAGCCCCUGGUCUCCGUAGUUAUGGACAACGCCACCGCCACCUCCACCACUUUGAUGCCUUCUGUUUCUCAGCUGCCCCCAAGGGGACAGUAUACUUCCUGAAACAACCCCAGAAGUUCAACUUCACUGAGGCGGUGGCAGCGUGCGUUGACGACGGCGGUCACAUCGCUAAGGUGGGCCAACUCUACGCCGCCUGGAGGUUCAUGGGAUUGGACCUCUGCGUCGCGGGCUGGUUGGCCGAUGGGAGCGUCCGUUACCCCAUCGCCAAGGUCCACCCUAACUGCGGCCCCUCAGAGCCAGGGGUGCGUCAUGUCGGAUUUCCUCCUCAGCAGCAGAAAUACAGUGUCUACUGCUAUCGGUAA
Molecule: messenger RNA, 1089 nt
Organism: Salvelinus namaycush (lake trout)
Lineage: Eukaryota; Metazoa; Chordata; Actinopteri; Salmoniformes; Salmonidae
Product: hyaluronan and proteoglycan link protein 3-like
Exons: 4
Coding region: 1-1089 (362 amino acids)
Biological process (GO): cell adhesion
Molecular function (GO): hyaluronic acid binding
Source: RefSeq, a predicted model, not a curated record